AAAGGCGGAGUGCUUUUUUUUGAACGAGGGAGGGGAGGAGGAAUGAACACGGGCGAUAACAGACUGGUUGGCUUCGGUGGCAAAUGAAAUCAAACAGACCGGGGACCAAGAGAAAAGUACGCCGGCUGCACGGACACAACGAAAAAAAGCAAGAUAGAACAACAGACUAAAAAAACACGAAAUAUUGCACUAAUUUGAGGCGUAGAUGAAAAGCAAGCCCCAACAGUAGCCCUUCGGUGAGGUAUUUCGAAAAAAGAUGAGUAGACGAUACUGAUUGGAGUUGACAAGCCCGCUCCACUACUGAAUCCACCCCCCCCCCCUCUCCCAAACCAGGAAAUCGUCGAGGUGUGCUCUCCCUUUCUCUUGUUGAUUCUUCCAGACCCCAGUGUGGGCAGAUACAUGUGCAUUUCGGCGCGAUUAUCGACUUUUGUUUUGUUUUUUUGUUUUUUCCGAACUCCGACAAAAGAUCUGAGUCACAAAAAGACGGUCAGGGAGAGGAUCCACACUCUCGCCUAACAAUGAGUGAGUCCAGUAUCUGCCAGGCUCGGGCCACGGUGAUGAUCUACGACGAUGGCAAUAAGAAGUGGGUACCGGCAGGGACGGGCGCGCAGAGCUUCAGCAGGGUGCAGAUCUACCACAAUCCCUCCACCAACGCCUUCCGGGUGGUGGGACGCAAGCUGCAGACCGACCAGCAGGUGGUGAUAAACUGUCCAAUCCACAAGGGGCUGAAAUACAACCAGGCCACGCCCAACUUCCACCAGUGGAGGGACGCGCGGCAGGUGUGGGGGUUCAACUUCGGCAGCAAAGAGGAUGCAGCGCUGUUCUCCAGCGGCAUGCUGCACGCCCUGGAAGUGCUGAACGCACCUGACACAGGUUCGUCCACCCUCCCCCGUCCUGUGCAGAAUGGGCCGUCCCCAGAGGAGCUGGAACAGCAGAGAAGGCUGGAACAGCAGGAGAGGGAGAGACAGGAAAGAGAGAAGCAGGAGCGAGAGAGGCAGGCGGCAGCGGCUGCAGCAUCACCUCCUGCUCCGCCAGCGGCCCCAGGAGCCCCUCCCCCCCCGCCGGCGCCCCCACCUCCACCUGCCCCCCCACUACCGUCUGGGAUCCCCGCGCCGCCUGGCCCCCCUCCCUCAGGCGGCCCCCCUCCCGCCCCACCGCUCCCCCUGCCUGGUGGAGGGGGUGGGGGAGGGGGCGGUGGUGGAGGAGGCGGUGGGGGAGGUGAUGGGGGAGGUGGUGGAGGAGGUGGUUUGGGCGGAGGAUUAGCUGCAGCCCUCGCUGGGGCAAAACUUCGGAAAGUGCCCAAGGAUGACGGUGGCGUGGCAGCUCCCAAGGCCGACGCCAGCCGCAGCAGUGCCUCAAUGCCGUCAGGGGGCGGAGGCCUGAUGGGGGAAAUGAGCGCCAUCCUCGCCCGACGGAGAAAAGCCGCAGACAAGGGCGGGAAGGUGGCCGCGAAGCCCGAGGAGCCCAGCAACGGUGAUUUGGAGUCCUCAGAUACCAUCAAGAAACCCUGGGAAAAAGCCUCAACCAUGCCCAGGCAUAACUCCGUCUGCAGUCGCAUGGAACCCUCGUUCUCCUCGCCAUCGCUGCCCAGGCAUAACUCCGUCUCCAGUCGCAUGGAACCCUCGUUCUCCUCGCCAUCGCUGCCCAGGCAUAACUCCGUCUCCAGUCGCAUGGAACCCUCGUUCUCCUCGCCAUCGCUGCCCAGGGUGAAGCAGGCGCCAGCCAGCAGUAAUGACUCUGGUGGUGGAGAGGAAUCGGAGAUGGAAAGAAUCAAACAGGAGCUGCUGGAGGAGGUUCGCAAAGAGCUGCAGAAAGUAAAAGAGGAGAUUAUCGGAGCAUUCAUUCAGGAGCUGCAGAAGAGAGGCUCCACAUAGUCCUGCUGGGGCUCUGGAAAGGGAAGGAGGGAGGGAGAGAGGGUGGGAUGGAGGGAUGUGGGGGAAGAGGGACCCAGCUGGGUGGGGUUCUACCCUUCCCCACACCACUGUUUUCCUCACACUCUUAUGCAACCCAGGGAACACAUAUACACACACACACAUACACACACACAGCCCAGGACUAUAUUUAUCCAUAUGCUGGGGACAUACCACACCCCCCCCUCUCUCUCUCUCUCUCUCUCCUCCUCCCCACAGCACUCUCACGUUUGGCUUCAUGUACACGCCCAUGGUUAUGAUCCACUGUUUGAGCAGAGUCGCAUAUCUCCUCACAUCCCUCCAUCUCUCACUCAACCCCACCCCCAUAAUCACCCGGCACAGUUUCCUUAACGCUUCAUCACCUUUUCUUUUUCCUUACUUGAGUCUCCAGUAUUCAGGGAAUGUUAUUCUGAACAAUAACGACACUAAAGGUGCACUAGCACGGAUGGCUCUGUAGGCCUCUCUUGCCUUUCCGCUGAUGCCUAAAUACGAAGCAAUGAAAAUAAAGGGCUUUGCUCCCCCAGCCCUGGGCCUAGAGAACCACAGGUUUCUGCUGGUUUCUUUUUUCCUUACUCAGCACUUAAUUGAUCGAUUACAGCAGCUGAUAGCACACUUAACUCGCAUCGUAUUGUUUCUUGGGCCCUGGAAUUUGUUCUUGAUUUUAAUAUACAAUCCGGCAGAUCCGUGUGGCUUCUCCAGGAGCAGGGUUUCAGGGAGUCCCCCCCCCCGAUAGAAUCCUUUCAUGCGUGCUUUGAAAGGGGCCGCCAGGAAUGUCAGCGUUUGAGUGUGUAACGGGGUCGGUUGUACCAGGGGCCGCCUGGGGCUCCUGCUGCAGGACAGGAGCGUUACAACCGCCCCCCCCCCCCUCCCCCCACGUACACGGCAAACCACUCGGGCGUGAGAAGAGGUGGAUGCUGGGAAGACAGGAAGAGCAGUUGUGGUCCCCCCCCCCCCCUCCCCAAAAAAAAAACACCCCUCCAUUGUCAGAGGGAGGAGAUGGGGUAAGGGGAGGGCCAGAAAUGAAAAGAAAACGGAAAGAUGGAGGGAGCUAGUCUUUUCUGAAGCGCUUAGAGGCACGCCUGAAAUGUGGAUCCUGCAUCUGUAUUGGCCACUUUGUUUCCCUCAAGUGCUGCGUUUUUCAAACUCCACUUUUCUCUUCCCAUUAAGGUCUGUUUUAUACAUAUGCAUUAACAUAUGGAGAGGAAAAAAUAACUUUGCCACGACCAAGCCUGAUAACUGCCUUGGAGAAUAUAUAUAUAAUAUAUAUAACGUAUAUAUAUAUUUGUUUUUGAGGGAAAUUGAAAAGCAAAAAAAAAAGAAGAUGUUUCUAUUUUAAUUGAGAUUUCUGGUGAAUGGGGAAUUUUUUGAUGAUUUUUUUUUUUUCUUUUUAAAGAUUAUUUUGGGUUUAUUGUUAUUUUGCUUUUUUUCUAUUAGAAUAUAGCCUUUUUACACUGAAAUAUAAAGAAAAUGGCGUACGGACACUGGAGUAGACCUGCCUUUAUAGUCAAAUACAGUCGCUUCUUCUGCA
Molecule: messenger RNA, 3438 nt
Organism: Conger conger (European conger)
Lineage: Eukaryota; Metazoa; Chordata; Actinopteri; Anguilliformes; Congridae
Gene: vaspb
Product: vasodilator stimulated phosphoprotein b
Exons: 16
Coding region: 519-1874 (451 amino acids)
Biological process (GO): axon guidance; positive regulation of actin filament polymerization; actin cytoskeleton organization
Molecular function (GO): profilin binding; SH3 domain binding
Source: RefSeq, a predicted model, not a curated record